UAGCACAGCAUUGUUAUCUUUCAGAUUUUAUACAUGCACCUUCGAAGUUGUUAUAAAGCAUGGUUGACAUUAAGAAGGACAAUAAGAAAACUGUGGAUUUGGUGCUGAUCAUUGGGUGUGUCAUACUCAGUCUACAACAAGCAGUUGGUCAUGACAAGGACCGCAGGUUACUGUUAAAUGAUCCCCAUACUUUCCAGGUACAGUUAGAAGCAAUGCAAAGAGAAAUGCAGACUCUGAAAAGUCUGGUUAACACACAACAAACUCAGAUCCAGGCGAUGCAAAUUCAACUGAACACAAAGGCUGAACAAGGACCAGGGGCUAUUUAUACAAUAUGGGGAAAGAAAAGUUGUCCAUCGAGAAACGGAACAGCAAUGGUGUACACAGGUAUAACGGGUGGUAAGUCUCAUUACGAGCCAGGGGGCGGUGUGAAUACUCUGUGUCUCCCUCAUGACCCGGACAAUGCGCCACAUGACUUCCCUACAAGUCAGGAAUCAGCAGCCCACUUGUUCGGCAGUGAGUACCAGUUCACGUACAGAAAGAUUGCAAGGGAUGACGACGUGCCAUGUGCACUCUGCCGCGUGCAAAGCGCCGGCUCCAUUUUAAUGAUUCCAGCGAAAACAACUUGUCCAUCUGGAUGGAUCAUGGAAUACAAUGGAUAUUUGAUAACAGACAACUUUAGUAACGGAUAUCAUGCAACAGAUUUUGUUUGUCUUCACGGAGACCCUGAGUAUUUGACUGAAGGGGCACGACAACAUAACUUAGACGGACAUAUCCUUUUUCCGGUUACAGCGGUCUGCGGUUCUCUCCCUUGCCCUCCUUAUAAACAAGGACAACAUAUAACAUGUGUUGUCUGCUCGUUAUAAUAAAGCAUAUUU
Messenger RNA from Saccostrea cuccullata (small rock oyster), 875 nucleotides. RefSeq lists its product as uncharacterized. The transcript is spliced from 3 exons. NCBI's taxonomy places the organism in Eukaryota, Metazoa, Mollusca, Bivalvia, Ostreida, Ostreidae. The coding region runs from base 60 to 863 and encodes 267 amino acids. The record is from RefSeq and is a predicted model, not a curated record.